CGGAGUGGAAGCUGCUCAGUCACUGGGCCCCAGCCAGCACUUCAAUCCUAGGAAGCACCAUGAAGACAGCGCUCUGCGUCGUUGCCCUUGUAGGAGCCCUGGUGAUCUGCAGUUUCCAGAAUGUUGCAGCCGCCCCGUUGGGAUCGAUAUUCCCGGAAUGCUGUGAGACCUUUAAGACCACUCAUAUUCCUCACGGGAGGCUUAAAAGCUACAUGGCAGCUCCAUGGUGCUCGACUCCCGCUGUCAUAUUCGUCAACCGGAGGGAUAUGAAGAUUUGCACCAAAGCCGGCGAGGGAUGGGUCAAAGCUGCAAUGAAGUAUCUGGACAGGAAACACAAGAAGUGAGAGACGAAGUGAAAGCUCUGCAUUCCAAUGGACUGCCAAGAGUCGUCCGUGAAAGUCCGUUCCAUCCCCUCA
Molecule: messenger RNA, 416 nt
Organism: Amblyraja radiata (thorny skate)
Lineage: Eukaryota; Metazoa; Chordata; Chondrichthyes; Rajiformes; Rajidae
Product: C-C motif chemokine 17-like
Exons: 3
Coding region: 60-344 (94 amino acids)
Biological process (GO): antimicrobial humoral immune response mediated by antimicrobial peptide; inflammatory response; chemokine-mediated signaling pathway
Cellular component (GO): extracellular region
Molecular function (GO): chemokine activity; CCR chemokine receptor binding
Source: RefSeq, a predicted model, not a curated record